UUCGAAAUUAAGGAUGCGCAUGUAAGGCCAAAUAAAUACAAUUCAUAAACUUAUAUCGCUAUCGAUUUCAAUAUUCUUAAAUUAUCGCCACUCCCAUAAUAUACUCCAAUAUUUUUGCCAUGAGGGUGCGAUUGGCAGCGCGCAUGUGCAAAUCACGUCAAAAUGUUCGUGGAUGACAGUUCCUGACUGCGACUGGUGUAUGUACCUCAAGUGGGCAUGUCAAGGGAAAAAAGCUGAGGCGAAGAUGAAAAUUUAAUCUACAAUAAAAUAUGUUGACUGCCUUGCGUCGCAAAAUUCGCCUAGGAAUGCAGCGAACGGUUCUUAUAGCGGUCCUGUUGGCGGUUGGCGUCUUCAGCUAUGCCUUCCUCAAUUUAUCCUUCUGCUUUAAACUGAUGUCGCACAGGAGCCUCACGCACAUGUGCCAGAAGUAUGAGCAUCACGAGUUUAGUGGAUCACUCUGCGAGGAACUGUGCAGCAGCCAGACGGCAUUCGACAACUUUCAAUGCCCGCUGAAUGAUAUGAAAACGAUUUUGUUUACUGCUGAAAAGAAUGGCGACAUGCUCGCCGUGAAGCUGGCGAAGCACAACGACGACGACUUGAGUUGGACGAACAGCAAGGGCGAGGCCAUUUAUCCCAAAAUCGAGGAAUUCCAUGAGAUAGUCAAGCUGCAUAUCAUACUUGCCUACAAUGUGACAUUAGAUGAUAAUAUGAUACGUGCCCUGGUCAACCAGGAGAUUGCCGAUAAUAACGCACAGCAAAUGGUAAGCUUUUGGCGAUUGUUUAAGGACAACAAUUAUAUGAUGGGCAAACUUUUUGACGAGGACUCCGUGUUUCCGGCUGUGCUGGGCUCCUGUGGCCCUUACUAUGCCACAGAGGGCUUGGAGAUCGUGCAAGCCAAUCCCAGCAUCAUUCAGUAUCUCUCGUCCAAUCGACAGCAGCGCCUAAAGCAUGCUCUCAGCAUCAUGGAGUACAUAUUUCGGCUGGAAGAGAUGAAACCUGAGCCGCUGCGAAUGUGCAAGAUGCAGGUGAAUCGCUUUGGACUCACACCUGACAGACGUCUCAAGUACCAAAGCGCGGAGCAUGUCUAUGUCGAGAGUUAUCUGGACAAACGUAUAUCAAAUGGCGUUAAAUGCCAUACCAAUCUUGACUGUAGUUUUCACUCGUGUCGUGGAUUGUGCGACGCAGAGCGUCAGGCCUGUACACAUAUCCAGCAGAACAACAACUUUCAAAUAUUCUGCGAGCAUGUCCUCUUGGGUAGCGGAACCUUUCAGCCAGGUCUUCUGAGUGGUAUACGCUUGCCGCGUUCGCUGCAGAAGCUUGUGAAGAUGUGCGUGCAGCCGCCGAAGGAGCAUCAGGUGCCAGAACGUCGCCAGGCGCCGAGUCUCCAGCUGGCUCUCAGGCUUUACAAUGAGUUAAAGCAACUGCUGCAGGCAGUAAUCACGGCUUCCGGCUCGGACUCUGAGGUGGAGAGUCAGAGCUCACGGCAUAGGCAGCAAGGAGGCGCUUAGAAGGGCAGGAUGCACAUGCAAUAGAAUUGGUAACUCCUCCUGAUGACUUGCUCAACAAUUGGUAGCAUUUUUACAGAAAAUAGUUUUAAUUAAUUAACAGACGUAGAAUAACAUAAAUAAAAGAUUUUUUAACACAUGA
This is a messenger RNA of Drosophila hydei, 1647 nucleotides long. It is a transcript of the gene aln, whose product is annotated as divergent protein kinase domain 1C. NCBI's taxonomy places the organism in Eukaryota, Metazoa, Arthropoda, Insecta, Diptera, Drosophilidae. The transcript has 5 exons. Bases 270 to 1508 code for a protein of 412 amino acids. The record is from RefSeq and is a predicted model, not a curated record.